This is a messenger RNA of Fomitopsis serialis, 373 nucleotides long. RefSeq lists its product as uncharacterized. Lineage: Eukaryota; Fungi; Basidiomycota; Agaricomycetes; Polyporales; Fomitopsidaceae. The record is from RefSeq and is a predicted model, not a curated record. The annotation marks the transcript as partial. The transcript has a single exon.
GUGUUGAGCGCUGCCGCGAGCGCGGCCUUGCAUAUGUCGGCGACCUGGUCCCGCGUGUACUUGUGCGCAAGGCUUGUCGCCUUUCCCUCCGCAUCGCUAUCAAUCCAAAGUGUUUUCGUCUUCGCAGGAGAUGAUGUCGUCAGUCGGAAAAAGCACAUAGGGCAAAGCAGCUCACCCCCGUGGCUAGCGGCACUUGAGCGAGAGCCGUCGCUGUGUCGAUGGUCAUGUGUUCAGCAGUGCCCUUGUUGUCAUCGUGCGCGAACCAAGUCGACGUGAGAUGCCGGCCGGAUUCUGCCUUGUCGGGGCGGCCAUCCAGGACGUGCGUCUCUAUCCCUGUCCAUUUCGCAUCUGCUCUCGCAGCGACAUACCACUC